GUUAAAAAAAAAAAAAAGUAACUUUACAGCUAUCCGUCACCAAGCAGCGAAGCGACGUCAGCAUGCAGUCGCUGCUCCUCCGCGGCUUGUCAUGGUCGGCACUCGCCUGUCGUCUGAGAGCCCGAGCACCGGCGGUUGUAGCCGGCUUCGGUGGCCAUCCGGGCGGGAAAGGGUGGUACACUAAAUUCGGAGGUGGCGACCUGGAGGUAGAAUUAAAGAGACUGCCCGGGGAGGACGAAGGCAUUGUGGAGGUGCUCAUGUGCAGAAAUAAGGCCCGGAACGCUUUGGGUCAUGUGUUUGUGUCACAGAUGAGGGAGCUGGUGUCCAUGAUGGCCACGGAUUCGACAGUGCGUGUGCUUCUCUUCAGGAGUUUGGUUCCUGGGGUGUUCUGUGCAGGCGCCGACCUGAAGGAAAGGGCUGUGAUGAACAACCAGGAGUCUGAUCUGUUUGUUCACGGUCUGCGAUCCCUCAUGACCCAGAUAGCCUUGUUGCCCAUGCCAACCAUAGCGGCCAUUGAUGGUGUUGCAGUGGGAGGGGGACUGGAGUUGGCCUUGGCCUGUGAUCUGCGCACUGCUGCGUGUUCCGCACAGAUGGGCCUGAUUGAGACGACGCGAGGGCUGCUCCCGGGGGCCGGGGGCAGUCAACGGCUACCUCGUGCUGUGGGCUUGGCCCUGGCCAAGGAGCUUAUCUUCACAGGGAGAUGCGUGGGAGGGAAGGCGGCUGCCGAGAUGGGCCUGGUGAACAGAGUGGUGCAGCAGGACGGGACGGGUGAGGCGGCGUACGCGGAAGCGCUCGGCCUGGCCAGAGAGAUCCUGCCCCAGGCCCCCAUUGCUGUGCGGAUGGCUAAAGAGGCAAUGAUCAGAGGCAUGGAGGUUGACAUCACUUCAGCAAUGGCCAUAGAGAGGAUGUGCUACGCUCAGGUCAUCCCGACGCGGGACAGGCGGGAGGGUAUGGCAGCCUUCAUAGAGAAGAGACCUCCGCGAUAUAUUGGUGAAUGAGUUGUUCUUAUUUUUGGGAUGAAUCACUUUACUCAAAAAGGAGUCAGUGAAUGUUAUACAAACCAACUAAAUGUAUAUGGCGGAAAACACUUAGAUGACUUGAAGUUCCGCUCUGAAACCCCCAAUUUGGCCAACUUUCAAAAUUGUCCGAUAUGCAUGUGUGAUACAUCAUUGGAAAGCUUCAAAUCUCAAUUUUCUUGGGGAAGAAAAAUUCUGAACAGGAAGGAAUUAAAAAAAAAUAAAAUAAAAAUUCAAACAGCAAAACCCUAUUUGGAGGUGAGAGCAUGAAAGAGCAGAAUUAAAGACGCAGUGACUUUAACGAGAUAUUAUCGCGUACUUACCUUGUUUCGAUCCAAAAACUCCAUGUAGCAACUAUCACAUGCUCGGGGCUCUAGACCCUGCACUGAUCAACACGGGGACCCUAGCAGCCUUUUAAAAAACUUAUAAAGAGAUUACUCUAAGCCGCUAUAGAGACUGACCUCUAGCAUGAUAAAGAAUUGCCCAAGGUUCAAAUCAGGGCAUUCAGCCAGACACACAAACACUACAUUGUGUUCCCAUAACAAAAAGUUGAGGAAUAUGAGUGACUAAAGAUAUGAUAGUCAUAACAUGCCUUAACAAUCAGCUCCGUCGCAAAGACAGAACAUUAUCCAUCUGCUGACAUAGGCGAAUGCUGCCUAGUUCUGAUUAAAUCUGUGCCAAUUUUAUGUGUCAUGGAACUGCUUAACUGGUCACUAAGUACCUUGGACAAGAUUUUCUCAACAAUGUGACCUACAUCGAGCCAACGCCCAUGUCCGGCCAACACUUUCACGUCUGGAUAACGGAAGAUCUCUUAGCAGAAAAACUCUAACCUAAUCAAUGAGCAAACGGAUGUUUGACUGCUUGACCCAAGUGUCAUGUCUAAUCAAUGACUUUUGGGAAGUUAAUUCAUGUGUAAAAAAACAAAAACAAAAAAACUGUACUUGUAUCACAAUGUGAAAUGCCUACGUUAUCAUGCGAAGAUUUUCAUCCUUUGGUUUAAUGGGGAUGGGAUUUAAGAAGCCCAGGCUUCUCCCGGAAGCCCUUGUCUUUUCUUCGGGUUAAUUAAUCUUAUCACAAUGCUAUCUUGUAACUGCCAAUGAUACCGAUGAUGAUGAUGACAAUAAACAACAAACAAACAAAUCACUGAGUGUCAAGACACAGCUGUGAAUGGCCACAGCUGGAUAUUUUGGGGAUUUUAUGGGUGAAACAUGGUAAUACAACAAGGGUCGCGACGCAGAAAUCGCAGACAUCAAGAAGUAGUUGAGAUUUUGUUUUUCAUAUAUUUACCCUUUUAAACGUUUUUACAUCUUUCUUUGGAGCGAUUAUUUAUCAUCCAACAUAUCUGAGAAAAUGCGACAGUAACAAAAAAAAAACAAAAAAAACAAUUAAGUGAUAGUUAUGAGGUAGAUAUCCAUGACUUUUUUGCAGACACUAUUUUUUUCAUUGUGGCGUUGUUUAAAAGUUUAAAAUAUAGGAGUGAAUAUUUUUUUAAAGUUCUUUUUUUUUUUAAACAAAAUAUUAGACAAUUAAUGAUUCUAAGAUGAAAUGACAGACAUUUUGAAUAAUAAAUAUAGUUACCUUUGUUUUAUGGCUGAGUUGAAACAAAAGUGUUUGCGCGACGUCUGUAAAUGGGCGUUUUCAGGGUAAAACAGAAAAAUAUUUCAGGGGCUUAAUACACCGUGAAUCCGCUAUGGCAGCAUAUAGACAUAUUGUUCUAUUAAACACAACAGUUCUUUUGGCUUAAAAUACAGCAGUUUAUUUUAAAGAGGAGUGCAAGAUCAGAAACUGCUUUUUCAGUCUUGUCUGUGUUUUCCGCCAUAUAUAUUUCCUGCUAUUCAUAUUCUCGAGUAUGCAGUUGAAUGUGAGCCUUCAAAGUAUAGUUUAAUAAACUGUAGUUUGGAAAAUUCCUGAAACAUGUCUUUUUGGACAGCUUUUGUCCAAGUUUGCACAUUCAUAAUGAAUUUGUCCAAAACAUCUUAAACAGCAUGACUUGACAUACUAAUCAAGCAGUGGAAUGUAUAUUCAAUAAGAAAUGUGUUUCCAAAUUGGAAAGAAAUUAUUAGCACCAAAACAGAUCCAUAGACCUUGUUGAUUUUUUUUUUAUUCUUUAAAAUGAAAUAAAAUAAUCAUUAAUGUACAAUAAAAUAAAUGUGAUGCAAUUCUGAACAAGCUAAUACAGUUUUUCCUUUGAGGCAUAUUUACACAUUCCAAUACCACUUUGCAACUAACAAACAUGCUUACACAUUGGAUAAAUCUUACAAGGAUAAAAAUGUAGCAUUACGAGAAUUCAGAUUCAAAAAUUGAAAAACUUGUGGCGUUAUGUGAAUUUAGUCAAACAUUAUGGGAAUGAAGUCGAAAUGCUGUGACAAUUAAGUUGGACAGUUACGGUUCAGUAAGCAUUGUACUCGCCAGUCCUAGUUCAAAUGGGUUGACUUACGAUCCUGACCAAAGCCACGCCUCCUAGGAUUGAAGAUAUUGACGAGAUAACAGCUAAUGUUUUAUAUACGAUGUACUGUAAUGUAACCCAACAGUAUACAUUAUCGGUUUAAUUUAGUAUUUUUAGAAUGUACGUAUAAUCUGUUAAGAUUA
Corythoichthys intestinalis (scribbled pipefish) is the source of this 3605-nucleotide messenger RNA. It is a transcript of the gene echdc2, whose product is annotated as enoyl CoA hydratase domain containing 2. Gene Ontology annotation, molecular function: catalytic activity. The coding region runs from base 63 to 998 and encodes 311 amino acids. NCBI's taxonomy places the organism in Eukaryota, Metazoa, Chordata, Actinopteri, Syngnathiformes, Syngnathidae. The transcript is spliced from 11 exons. Gene Ontology annotation, biological process: fatty acid beta-oxidation. The record is from RefSeq and is a predicted model, not a curated record. Gene Ontology annotation, cellular component: mitochondrion.